CCUCUUGGGCACAUUCUCAUUCCAAAUCCAUAUGAAAUCAUGUUAAACUCAGACACCUUCUUCAACACUUUAUCAAACAACAACAACAAGAAGAAGAUUCAAAGGCGGUUCACCAACCAACAGAUCAAAUCGCUCGAGACCAUAUUCCAAUUUGAAUCCAAACUCGAACCUCGUAAGAAGUUGCAAGUUGCUAAAGAUCUUGGGUUGCAACCAAGGCAGGUCGCGAUUUGGUUUCAAAACAAGCGAGCGCGAUGGAAAUCAAAGCAGUUGGAACGAGAUUACAACGUACUAAAAGCGAGUUAUGAUUCACUUUCUUCUAGUUACGACGUUCUCAACAAAGAGAAUCAAUCGUUAACCCAACAGUUGAAAAGGCUGCAUGAAGUGAAGGAGAAGAAAGCAAAAAGCUUUAGCUCAGGAGGGAAUUCAAGCAAUUCAAAUCAAGAGAAGGUGUCCGAAUCCGAUGCUGACAGCAGCAUGAAACCAGAAUAUGUAGAACAUGAUAUGGAAAAUAUAAAUGGAGAUAAAUGGGAUGAUUUGGAGUGUGAUCAACUGCUAGAUGAUGACACAAGUAACCAGUGGUUGAACUUCUGGUCUUGAAGAAUAUGAAAAAUAAUGGGGUAGUUUAUUCAGUUUAUGUACAAUAUCUUAAUAAGGCAUGAUCAUGGAUGGAUGGUAACUUAUUGUCAAGAUGAUGAAUUAUUAGUUUUAACCUCUAGAAUAUGCUUAUGAGUAUGAUAAUUGAUUCAUAUAUGAUAAAUAUAAGGUGAAUCAAAAUGGUAUAAAAAGUGACUAUUUAAUAUAA
Messenger RNA from Helianthus annuus (common sunflower), 802 nucleotides. RefSeq names its product homeobox-leucine zipper protein ATHB-12. The transcript has 2 exons. NCBI's taxonomy places the organism in Eukaryota, Viridiplantae, Streptophyta, Magnoliopsida, Asterales, Asteraceae. Gene Ontology annotation, biological process: positive regulation of DNA-templated transcription. Gene Ontology annotation, molecular function: DNA-binding transcription factor activity, RNA polymerase II-specific; sequence-specific DNA binding. Gene Ontology annotation, cellular component: nucleus. Bases 40 to 597 code for a protein of 185 amino acids. The record is from RefSeq and is a predicted model, not a curated record.